Molecule: messenger RNA, 2766 nt
Organism: Helicoverpa zea (corn earworm)
Lineage: Eukaryota; Metazoa; Arthropoda; Insecta; Lepidoptera; Noctuidae
Product: transmembrane and ubiquitin-like domain-containing protein 1
Exons: 10
Coding region: 294-1865 (523 amino acids)
Molecular function (GO): protein binding
Source: RefSeq, a predicted model, not a curated record
CAAAUUUUCUUGAUCCUUCAAUUUUGUGAUCUCGAGAGUCGUCUUAAAUGUCGGAAUAAAAAAUAAAACAAAUUUAUACACGUAAAACAGACAAUAUUGCACUCAGAUUGCUAAAGAUUUCAAGUGAAGUUGUAGUUAAAUAUUCCCAGUGGUUACUGCAUCAAGUGGCUUUGCUAAUUUCGAGAUGUUUUAUUACCACGGAGACAUUGAGUCGCAAUAAUUGUAAAUAUUUGCCAAUUCUGCUAUUUGCUUGGUGUGAAGCUAAUACUGAAGUAGUGCGAGGUCAGCUCAGGAUGCCGUUGAUCGAAGGUAUAGGGGAUGAAGUUGUACAAUUUGUAGCUGUGGUGCUGGUGAUAGUUAUAGCAGCUGUGGCCUGGUGGUCUACCAACGCUCAGCCAGAUCGAUACCGAGCUGUGCUGGUGAUGCGUUCCAGGACAAACCACCCUGUCACCGUCAGCAUUCGAACUAGAUCGAAUUUGAUGAUAACAGCUGAACCGGCGCCUUCAAUACAAGCUGCCUUAUCAGACGGUCCAAUGCCGACGGCAGCCGAAGCAGCAAAUGAAGACACCUCGAGGGUCAUACCUCUUCAGGAGAUGGACAGCAUAGUGGACGCAGACAUGGCCAUGCUGGACAAUAACCGCCUGCAUUUCUAUAGAAGAGUUGAUUCAAACAACACACAGACCGCGCCCGAGUCGACGAGCGACGAGAGCGAAGUGCACGAGGAGGUGGAGCCCGCCAGUAACGCGCAGAUCCGGGAGAUGGACAGCAUCGUCAGCGCCAUGGAGGCUGACGUCACUGCCGGCUGCGACCUGUUCACUCGAGCUGGUGGUAAGUGUCUGUCAGACUGCCUCGCACACAACACACAGAGCAACGAGAGCGAAGUGCACGAGGAGGUGGAGCCCGCCAGUAACGCGCAGAUCCGGGAGAUGGACAGCAUCGUCAGCGCCAUGGAGGCUGACGUCACUGCCGGCUGCGACCUGUUCACUCGAGCUGGUGGUAAGUGUCUGUCAGACUGCCUCGCACACAACACACAGAGCAACGAGAGCGAAGUGCACGAGGAGGUGGAGCCCGCCAGUAACGCGCAGAUCCGGGAGAUGGACAGCAUCGUCAGCGCCAUGGAGGCUGACGUCACUGCCGGCUGCGACCUGUUCACUCGAGCUGGUGAACCAAAUCCAGCCACAGUGAUACCGACAGAUACGAAAAAAGAGAACGAUAAAGAGACCAGUGCCCCCUCCACAGCUAACGUAGAGAAAUCAUCAGAGACUGCAACCACAGACAAUGUAAUGCCCACAGAGGGCGCUGGUGACGUCACCGCGGAAGAACAAGAGAGUAGAAGGAUAUUGAUCAAGCUCAAGUACUUGAAUGACACCUUGAAAGAGGUUGAAGGCAGCCUCGAUGAGUUGCUGAAGGAUUUUAAAUGGCGUCACUUCUCGACGGAGCUGACAGCGGAAUGCCGCGUGCGGUUAAUCUUCAACGGCCGCGUGCUACUGGACGACGCGGCCACGUUACGCGCCUGCGGUCUACACGACCGCGCGGUUGUACACUGUCUUGUACAUCCUAAACGUACUGUUAAUCAGCAGCGUGGGUCCGGCGAGGAAGGCGCGGGCGCGGCCCCCGAGCUGGUGUCGGAGCGGGCGGCGCCGGAGCGGGCGUGGGACCUGGAGAACAUCCUCAUGACGCUCGUCUCCGUUGCUCUCACUGUCGUCUGGUUCUUCAGAUGCGAAUAUUCAAACUUAUUCACGGCGAGCGCGAGCUUAGCACUGUUCGGGCUGACAGUAUUCUACAGCGUGGCGAUAUUCGGCCUCUACCUCUCCGACACAUUCCAGUUCGACAGGCGGCCUCCCCAACCCGUGCCCGAUAACUAGACGAACAUCAUGCGGCCGAUCCCAAUAUUCCAUCUAUAGAUCGAACUGUUUACUAGAGAUAGUAUUUUGUCAUUAGCCCCAUACUAUUAACGUCAAACUUCUAUCUUUAUUAAGCAAAUCCACGGAUAGAUAGGUAGUUGGGAACGGCCGCUAGUGAAGUUAUACUAAGGUUUGUAAAUUAUAGAUAUGCCGCCUUUUGUACUGUGUUAAAAAGGUAGCGUUUGGAUCACGACUCGUGAGUAGCUCGGCCGACGUAGAUUGUCUAUGGAACGAGAAUCCUCAUUUCGCGUUGAUCAUAAUAAAUAAAUCUUUUUUUUUUUUUCAAAUAUGACGACGAAGGCAUAACGUGAUUUUGUGUAAGCCAGGGCAAAGAAGAGCAUUUUCUUUUCAUUUUGGUUCGUGACUCUGUUUAAAUUCACGAUAAGCAUUUAUCGUAGAAGUAUAUAAGGUUUUCUUUAUAUUUAAAAGAUGAUUAUUUAGUGUAAUUCUAUCAGUUUAAAUACAUGUGUGUAAGACCCAAUGGCUUACAAAAUUAUUUACUUGAGUGAAUGUCGCUAAGCUACUCACAGCAAAGUUAAAGCUCUAUAUGCAGGUCAUAUUGCUGUAUUAUCCUUUGAAAUUACUACCAAGCGCUUAUACUUUUAGUUAAAAUGAUAAUCAUUAAUUGGCUUAGCAAAGCAGUCAUGUAUAUAAAUAAAUAUUACAUAAACAUAGUAAUAGUCAAACAUAUUUAUCUGUGAAUGUAUACAAAAUCAUCUCCAGUUUUUGUUGAACGAAAACAUAAACGUAUGUUCACAUAAUAAUUACGAAAAUAUACCUUCUUGUAAACCUAUUUAAUGAUAAUAGUGUGGAAAAGUUAAUAUUAAAAUCAAAAUUUUCCAUUUUUACAUUGUAAAUACAA